Molecule: messenger RNA, 3885 nt
Organism: Ceratina calcarata
Lineage: Eukaryota; Metazoa; Arthropoda; Insecta; Hymenoptera; Apidae
Gene: Inx3
Product: innexin 3
Exons: 5
Coding region: 796-1986 (396 amino acids)
Biological process (GO): phototransduction
Cellular component (GO): plasma membrane; gap junction
Molecular function (GO): gap junction channel activity
Source: RefSeq, a predicted model, not a curated record
AAGGAAUAGCGAGAGACUACUACAUUCUUCUUGCUUUUAUUUUUUCCUCAGUGAGUAAAAUCUCGUUAUCUUGCAUUCUAGGAAUAAAAUUACAACCUACUCCGAGAAACAGACUGAAUACAUUAAUUGUGCAACGAUCAAUGCGAUUGGAGUUCUAAGGAAAUGUCGCAGAUCACUUUGAAUCGUCCGUCACGUUGGAACGAGCAUAGAAUUAGAUCUGAAAUUACAUUCUGAACGCGUACGUGCUGAUGGACAGCGUUCCUUAUAAAAAAAUGCAAAUGUAGUCAGCUCGUAACGUUACACUUUAUGACGUGCAGAAGUCCGACGUUUUACAGCGUACGUCUGCACGUUUACUGGAAAUCGGAACGUUGAAUUCGCUGGGACAGUGGACGUCUGACGCUGGCAAUCCUGCACGCUUGCAAAUUGACCCCCUUGAACGGCACGUGCCUCGUCUGCUGUCGAUUAAUUAACUAAUAAACUUCCACGUCCUCUAAGGCGGCUAUUUUAGCUCGCGUCCCAGCGGUCUCGGGUCGUUACAACAGUCUUAUGCAAAACCUGACCAAGAAUUCUGGUGACUUGUGCGAAUCCAUUGCUUAAACAAGACUUUUUUUUUUAUACGCCCAUUGUUGAAAAUGUGAAAUAAGGAUUGCAUUGUUGAUUGGAUUUUUUGCCGUGGGAAAAGAGGGAACGCUUGGAAGACGAAAAUCCUGCACGGUCGGCGUCGUUGGUCGCGGUUGGUGGCCGCGGUUCUUAGCCCUCGAGCCCCAAGGAACACGGUAAUCGAAAUCAGCAGCGAUGGCGGUGUUUGGCUUGGUCUCGGCGGUGGCCGGGUUCGUCAAGGUACGAUACCUCGUCGACAAGGCGAUCAUCGACAACAUGAUCUUCAGGGCGCACUACAGGAUCACCGCAGCCAUCCUGUUCGCCUGUUGCAUCAUCGUUUCCGCGAACAACUUAAUAGGUGAUCCGAUAAACUGUCUGAGCGACGGAGGGGUAGCGGAGAACGUGAUAAACACGUACUGCUGGAUCACGUACACGUUCACCCUACCGCAUCAGACCGCGAAGCAGGUCGGCACCCACGUGGCCCACCCGGGCCUCGGCACCGACGUAGGGGAGAAGAGGUACCACUCGUAUUACCAGUGGGUGCCGUUCAUGCUGUUCUUCCAAGGUAUCCUGUUCUACGUGCCUCACUGGAUGUGGAAGCAGUGGGAAGAGGGCAAGGUCAGAAUGAUAUCCGAGGGCAUGAGGGGCGCCAUGCUCGAUAACAAGGACGAACGACAGGCGAAGGCUCACCGGUUGGCUAAAUACGUGUUCGACACGUUGACGCUGCACAACACCUACGCUGCCGGUUACUUCUUCUGCGAGGCCCUCAACUUCGUUAACGUGGUGAGCAAUAUGUUCUUCAUCGACACCUUCCUCGGCGGUGCCUUCCUCUCGUACGGCACAGAUGUGCUCAAGUUCAGCAACAUGAACCAAGAACAGCGCAGCGAUCCAAUGGUCGAAGUCUUCCCACGCGUUACAAAAUGUACUUUCCACAAAUUCGGUGCUUCUGGGACUAUUCAAAAGUUCGAUGCUCUCUGCGUUCUUGCCCUGAACAUUCUCAACGAGAAGAUCUACAUUUUCCUUUGGUUCUGGUUCAUCAUACUCGCGGUGCUGUCGGGUCUAGCUUUGCUCUACAGCAUGGCGGUAGUUUUGCUGCCGAGCACGCGAGAGACUAUUCUCAAGAAGCGAUUUAAGUUCGGCACGUCGACCAGCGUCAGUGCGCUUAUUAGAAAGACACAGGUCGGCGACUUCCUGUUGCUUCACCUGCUGGGACAGAACAUGAACGUGAUGAUGUUCAACGAGGUAUUGGAUGAACUAUGCCGCCUACUAAACGUCGGCUCGACGAGCGGCGCGUCACCGACCUCGCUCCCAUCGGCGCCCAGCACCCUCGAGAUGUCACCCAUCUACCCGGAGAUUGAGAAAUACGCGAAAGACACCGAGAUAUAAAGCGUUUCCUUCUUCGCGUCCUCUUCAACUUUAUCUCUGCCUUCUAUGUAUUGUGAUAUACUGCCUAGGGUGGAUCCGACACCGGGCUUACCGUUUGUGCUAUCGAGGGUGAAAACGCGCCAGCCGGAGGUACAAGGUCUUGCCAUUUUCUUAACGCGCCCGAAUAGCUGAAGGAAAUUACGCAGAAAUAGUGUGAACUAUUGCGCGUGUUUCUAACACCACCCGUGGCACAAACUAGCGUUAGAUUAUCAAAGGAAUAUGUAACGUAGGCGAUAUCGCAGCCGGUUCGUCAGCUAAUGCCUACGCACCGGUCGUUUAUCGCUGAUAAAUUAUGUAGUAAGCCGAAUUUCACGUGCACAAUCGUUGCUCGAUUAUCUCUAACGCUCUUACGUCAAGUUAUCGCGUUCUCCACCCCGUAAUUAAGGGUUACGAUAUACGCGACGAGCACGCGAAGGCAACGUAAAGUGAACACUGCUAUUUUUCUCUUGAUUCUUCCAAAAAUGUCGCAUCAUUGCGCGAAUUCCUACUCGUUCACAUUCCUUUUCGUAUAAAUGAGCGCAUCGUGAUGAAAUAAGUGCCUUUUACCGAGCGCGUUGAGCUUCGUUCCACGCUCCGUUGACAUCGUUUUCAAUUCGACCGAUUGCGAUGUUGUUUCGUUGAAUUACAUGAUUAAUACAUAUUCCAAUCAUUCCGUUCGUAUUCCUUAUGAAACAAAUUGUAUUCAUUUCGAUUCGAAAGAGGUCGUACAAGAUUUUUUCGAUUUAAAACUUUGUAUAAAUACAAACCGUCGAUAAAUGUCAUCGCGAGCCUGCAGCAAAUUAUGCAUUGUUUGUAUAAACAGCUCCCACCUACUCCGUCACUAUAUAAUAUGUAUAAGGUAAGACGGAACCGUCCUGACGAUUCUUUGUCUAUCUGCGUUUAAUUGGUGCAUUCGUCGUAAUGAAAUUAACGAGAACGAUGUUACGUUACUUUUCAUUUGAAUAUUUGUCGUUUCAAAAUUCCACUUACGGGCAUUUCCAAUUAUCCGCAGCAAUAUUUAUCCACGAAUCUCUUCGAAAGAAAUUAGAGUAUAUAUAUAUAUAGAUAGAUAGUUUAUAUAUAUCAAAUUUUAAUUGGUACAGAGAUUUAUGAGUAGAUUAAGAUAAGUGUUUUGAAUAUUUGAAUUUAUUCAAUUCGAUAUACGUAUGUUUGCAUUUUUACUUAUAUUAAAAAUUGUACAAAGAGUUUGAAUUCGAAUAUCGUUAGGGGUACCUAACGAUGUUUCCAGCAUCGGCGGAGGUCCGUUCGUUAAAAUUCGACGAGGAAGCACGUCGGAUGGAAACGAAUCGGAUUUCCCUGAACGAAGCAUAAUAGCGCUGACGUAUAACGUGGAAUUACUAUUCGAUGCUCAUGUUUGUUUCCACGUCUCGCGAGGAUUAAUCGAAGCGAGAACAUAGUAUAAUGCUGCCGACAUAAGUGUAUGCAACUUACAAUUACUUCGUGACUAUCCAGUAGUUAAUACGUAGCUCAUAAAGUAUGUUGUAUCUGCUAUUAGUCGCAAGUUCCAAGUGAUAUAUAUUAUAUAUUGAUUAGUCGUUUAAGUUGAACGAGACCAGAUGUGCCUUCUAUUAUAUUUAGAAUUUAUCGAGUGUUUCAAUGCGUCGAACUGUACGCGAAUGCUCAUUAAGGAGAUCGAAGUAAACGCGAAGACUGCCAACAAACAUUGAUGUAACGGGAGCGAACAUAAAGACAAAUUAUAGAAUAAAUGUAUACUCUUUCUAUACAUCGCGUCGAGUUUGGAUCAACCCGAUGGCGAACCGUAAUCGGUGUCCGUGCCAUUUCUCAACGAAUUGAAGCAACCAACGAUUGGAGGAAGCUCGUAAUCGUUCAAUAAAUUCCAUCAAGUACAUUGGUCAGAAA